AUGAAACCCGUGCGGGAGGCGGCGAGCGUGGUGGUGUUCAACCAGUUGGAGCAGAUCUUGUUCGUGAAGCGACCCAAGACUGCGAAAGCAUGGGCCAACAUGAUGGUAUUUCCGGGCGGCAAGGUGGACGGCGCCGACAAUGCCACGACUGCCACAUCGCCGUAUCCUCACGUUCCCAUCCGGUUCUUCAACGCUGCGAUCCGUGAACUGUUUGAAGAAGUCGACGUGUCCUUGACAUCCCCGCGGCUGUGGAGCGUGUUGGACGAUGCCGACCGACGCACUUGGCGCCACCGCAUUGUCGACGACAAGGACGACUUCGAAUCGCUCCUUCGUCGGACAAAGUGCCUUCCGCAGCAUGACGAGCUCGUUCCGUUCAGUCAUGUGAUUACCCCGGAAGGGUCUCCCCACCGCUUUGACACAUGGUUCUUUCUGGCGCGUAUCGCCGCCACCGACAUGCCCCAUGUACAGACGCAUGAUUCGGAGCUCGAAGGGGCAUGCAUGUGGUUAAGUCCGCGGGAGGCUUUGGCCGGGUAUUCUACAGGGUCGUUCGCAUUUGCCACUCCUCAACUGUAUCUCCUCCACCAAUUCAAUCAAUUUCCCACCCUUCAGGCGCUCUGGACAACCGCGAUGGACGACGCGCGAGAGGGAAAUAUCCCAAGUGUGCUUCCCCAACGCUUGCCGCCCACGGACGACUUUCCGGGGACAUUCACGGCAUUCCCAGGGGAUCCUCUGUAUCGGCCCGAGGAAAAGUCCCCGUUUCUCCAUCGCAUGCACCUCCACCCCACGGAUCCAUCCCAAAGCACCGUCCACCUUCCCCCGAAACCUAACGCCAACGUUGAAGCAUAGGGACGAAUAUACCUUACGAAGUAAUAUUAGAACUAGCAAUAUGUUAAGCCCAUUCGAAACCAACCCCAUAAUAGCACC
Molecule: messenger RNA, 924 nt
Organism: Aphanomyces astaci
Lineage: Eukaryota; Oomycota; Saprolegniomycetes; Saprolegniales; Verrucalvaceae
Exons: 5
Coding region: 1-846 (281 amino acids)
Cellular component (GO): mitochondrion
Molecular function (GO): hydrolase activity, acting on acid anhydrides, in phosphorus-containing anhydrides
Source: RefSeq, a predicted model, not a curated record